GGAAUAUAUAACAUAUGAUAGGUAACGUUUCUGCCACUGAGCAAGUAAUCACUACGUUAUAGUUUCUGCAAUAAAUUAGUUACUUGAAUUUUGAAACAUAAAAUAUACAAACUAUAAGUUUAUGUAAAAUUCCAGUAUUGGGGCGGAUUUUUUUCCAAUGCCCAGGAGCGGCAUUAGGUUUAAAUCCGGCCCUGUGAGGUGCAGUUGAUUAAUUUGAGACUUUAAUCAAUUGAAAGGAUAUUAAAUGAAACGAAAUAAGAUGUAAUCUGGGAAAGUCUCAGAAAAUGAUGGUUAUUAUCGGAGAGCGCAGUGAACUUUUUGGAACAAAUUCAGAGGCCACGUUCAGCAAUCUUAUUUCAUGUUCCCACAUUUGUGUAAAUAAGCAUGGGUUUUUAUUUAUUAUUGAAGGAUUACCGGUGCCCCAGAGGCCUUUACAGUUUCACCAGGACAGGUGCGCGAGCAAAGGCUCAGCUAGGACAGGUGGGAUUAGCUAACAGCUGCCCGAGUGUCGAAAGAGACCUAACAACUCAAGAGCAGCUGCUUCACGAAUAAAUCUACUACCAGAUCGGAAUCACGACCCGCUGAGAAGAUCCGAAGAUGAAAAACUAAACGGACUGAUACAUGGUUUGGUUGUCCGUCGACGUGUACGGUUGUCGGGGUUCCUAUGCAUGUUUCUAGCCUUAGAGCUGAAGGCGUCUAAUGCAAGAGCUAUGUAUUGGAUCCGAAUGAUCCGUAAGGACGUGUCAAGAGCGUAGACGGUGACUGGCUUCUGAGUAAUCAGGAUUCGGGGAGUAGUCAGCGGCGGCAACGAUAAGGCGAUUAUCAUGACGCAUAGCCUUAUCGAAGUAGCGAUCCGACGCUGACUUCAUGUGUUUUCGGAUUGAUUCGAGGCCCAGGUCGUUGUGUAAGUCGAUAUUCCUCACAAACCACGCUGUAUUGACGGCUAAUCUGCAAAAACGGGAUUGUAAGAAUUAGAAGAUGUCUGUCUGUGCGGACCGCGUAAACACCAACACGCGAACGCGAACACCACCCUCGAAAUAAACGCGAUAUUAUUUAUGUUGGUACUAUAUUGUGCAACAACAUGUAGCAAAGGAAUGACUGAAAUCGAAGCUCUGGGAGCAAAACCAAAUCACUGCACCUAUGAAUAUGCCUACGACAUGUACGGAGCUCACUGCGCCGAUCUCAGACUCUCAAAAAUACCGAGCCUUAGAAGUGGCAUUGAGAUCUUGGACUUCAGCGACAACAAGCUGCAAGAAUUAACAGGAGAUACGUUGUCAAGUUAUACUAGUAUAAAAUUCUUGUAUUUAGCAGAUAAUCAAAUCUAUCUCAUAGAAGAUGAUGCGCUCAGUAGUCUAACCGACUUACAGACAUUGGAUCUCUCAAAUAACGUAAUUUUGGAAUUACCAAAAAAGAUUUUUCAGUUGCCUUCUCUAAGAAAACUGUAUCUAAAAGGAAAUCCAUUGAUUCAUAUGAGUUUGAAUGAUCUGGUUUCAUUCCAGCCAGUGAAAGCGCCUUUAGAAUUGCUAGAUCUGUCAAAUUGUAGGAUUAAAGUACUUCCGAAAUGGGGAAUUCUUUCUCAGCUAAUAUUCUACAACAUUUCACACAAUCCUUUGAUUUCUAUAGAUCCCCAUCACUUUUCUAGCAUGUGUAAUCUAGGAAAAGUCGAUAUAACAGAUUCUAUAGACAAUAUUAAAAUUUGUGAUCUUAAGCCCACGAUAAUGUGGUUUCAAAAUAAAUCUGUUUACUUUGAGCUCGCAGAUUAUUCUAGGUUAAAUUCUGGAGAAUACGAAUCGUGUCCUGUCUUAAAUGGCACUCAUAUGAAUAUCAACAACGCAACAUUCAAUCUAUGUAAAGCGGAACUACUACAGGUACAAAACAUUAAAGCGGCACGGAAAACAUGGCUUACUAUCAGUGGCAGUCUUUUCGGAUUCCUCGUCGGCUUCAUAUUGUUACUAUACAUAAUGCAUCGACACAAUGUGGCGCAAACCAAGAAGCCGUCACCGGAAAAGCUUAAAGAGACAAAAAAACCCUCGGGCGAUGCGGACAAACGUGCCACAGUUGUGCUGUUAGAUAACAUGUCAUAGUGUCAAAUAAUACUUGAUAAAUACUGCUUUAUGCAAUUUUAAACUAUCUCGAUCCAAUUUUUUUUAACAUUUUAUAAUAAGGCUUACAUUAUUUGAUAUGGUUUCUAAAGUGAAAGCAGUGGAAUAAAACAGCUUCAGCUUUGAAAAAUCACACAAGUUUGAUGAAAAACGCGGUUUAUUUAAACGGUUAACUGCCCUACAAAUUGAAAUAGGGUUGUCGUCAUUAUUGUGUUUUAAUAUAAUUUAUUUUUCUGUGAAUUUAAAAAAAUUAGUAGUGUAGUUAAGUAAAUUAGUAAUUAGUAAAGUAUUUAUGUCUAAAAUCUUGCAAUAUAAUUUAGGUUGCAGAGUAGAACUAACAUAAUAUGAUUUGAGUAUCAAAAUUGAUAUGCAUAUAUUGUACUAGAUUAUUUUUGUAAUGUUUUUUUUUUAUAUAAAUAGAUAGAGGCUGCUAAAGGCUGACUAAAAUUUAAUACAUAUUAAUAAGUACUAUAUCCCUAACACAUUGUGAGUCUUGUUAAUCAACUAAUUGGGUAGAUACAUUUUAUAUAUUACGAUUUCUCCCAAAGGCUUUGCAAAAAAAUUAAUUUAUUUUAAUUGACAUUAAGCAUAGUACGUAACAAGGAUCUAUUAGUUAAGCUUUUAAUUUGAUAUUAAAAUAGUUGAAGUCGAAAUUACCAAAGAUAUAGGGUAUUGUAUUUUUGCGCUAAUUAUUCGGUUUGUGAUCUCCACAUAUUAUCGCAUUAUCUUAAUCAGCAUAAUCUUUUUAUCUUCCCAAACUUAAACUUCGAAAUCAAUAAUAAUAAAUGUUGCGUUGUGCGUUUUUUAGAGAAUUCGCAUCUCUUAAGAAAUAGAGAGAACAAAAUAUGUUUAAUUGUAUAAAACAAUGAGCCGGACACCAUACUUACUGUUUACUACCAGUACACUUUUAAUUUGGAUGACUAUUCUGUUUUGAUUAGAUUUUUCUUCGAUGUUUUCCAUUUCCGUUGUACCAGAAUCCAACAUGCUGUAGUACGAUCGUUUUUGGGGAAAUUUAAUUUCUACCAUUUGUUUUUUUUAUUGCCACAUUAUAGGCAAACGAUACCUAUUCGUAAGUGAUCACCGUCGCUGACAGUCGUGUCAAUUGCGAAAUUAUCUAAAGUGACCCUGAGCAAAACACAUUUCAAACUGCUACCUAGAAUAAAACAGCCGAGCAGGGUAGCGCGGCUUAGUAAAGGUUUUCAUGUUUAAGUUUCAUUCCACCUUUUUCAGUCGUAUUGGUGUAUUGGGUUGAUAACUACCCACAUAUAGUAGAUUUUACAUCCUCUUAUUUGGGUUUCCUGUUUUAGGGCGGAUUUAUGCGCGUUUUUUUUUUUUUUUUUUUUUAUUGCUUAGAUGUGUGGACGAGCUCACAGCCCACCUGAUGUUAAGUGGUUACUGGAGCCCAUAGACAUCUACAACGCAAAUGCGCCACACACCUUGAGAUAUAGUUCUAAGGUCUCAGUAUAGUCACAACGGCUGCCCCACCCUUCAAACCGAAACGCAUUACUGCUUCACGGCAGAAAUAGGCGGAGCGGUGGUACCUACCCGUGCGGACUCACAAGAGGUCCUACCACCAGUAAUUACGCAAAUUAUAAUUUUGCGGGUUUCACUUUUAUUACACGAUGUUAUUCCUUCACCGUGGAAGUCAAUCGUGAACAUUUGUUGAGUACGUAUUUCAUUAGAAAAAUUGGUACCCGCCUGCGGGAUUCGAACACCGGUGCAUCGCUUCAACACGAAUGCACCGGACGUCUUAUCCGUUAGGCCACGACGACUCACGUCGUAUAUAUUAUUUACGGCUGCAUGCCUCUCAUGUCGUGUAAUCAGAGUAAUUUACAUUACUUUUUUAUUUAUUACGACAGCAAAUUCGCAAAGCUACGACGGUGCUACAAAAAAGUUAUAUAUUCAUUUAACUUUGUAAUUUUAUGACAUACUACAUUAUUAACAGUUCUGUUAUCUAGUUAUGUUUUUUUUUAUAUGCACAACUGCUUUUGUAACGCAGAAUUUUGUUUUACUGAUGAAAAGUUAUUUAGGAAUUUUAUAAUCUUUUCUUAAGAAAAUGAAUCCUGUUUUUUUGUAAAGUUGCCAUGAAAGAGAGAGUAUUAAAACUAUUGUAGUGAUUAAUGUUUUUCUACCAUGUAAUAAUAUAAGUAAAUUAUUAUAUUAAAAAAAAAGCUAUAUUUAACUGUGAUAGUUAAUAAAUUGGUUUUAAAUUUC
This is a messenger RNA of Bombyx mori (domestic silkworm), 4316 nucleotides long. RefSeq names its product phospholipase A2 inhibitor beta. The coding region runs from base 1056 to 2084 and encodes 342 amino acids. The transcript is spliced from 5 exons. Gene Ontology annotation, molecular function: protein binding. The record is from RefSeq and is a predicted model, not a curated record. Lineage: Eukaryota; Metazoa; Arthropoda; Insecta; Lepidoptera; Bombycidae.